AUGGGGGCCACACAGCUCCCAUGGGAGCACAUCGUUACUCAAAAACGUUUGGCCAGAGAUCAAUUGCUUGCUCCCUACUUGGUCGGUGAUGUAGAGCGCCGAGUGCCCCAAGUCGCACACGUGGAAGAUCGUAGUCGACUCGAAGACCCCGAGGCCCAGAAGAUCACCGAUAUCGACAAUGUGGGGGAUCUGCUGCAGCUUCUUCAAAAGGGAGAGGUGACGGCCGAACAGGUUGUUCAGGCAUAUAUCAAACGAGCCGUGGUGGCACACCAACUGACAAAUUGCCUUACAGAAGUAUGCUUCGAGGAAGCCCUGGAACAAGCAAAGAGUCUCGACGUCGAUUUCAAAGCAACCCAUAAACCCAAAGGCCUGCUCCAUGGCGUCGUGGUGACUCUCAAAGACCAGUUCAACGUCAAGGGGCUCGAUACAACGCUGGGAUAUGUCGGCCGAUCCUUUUCCCCAGCGUACGAGGAUGCAGCUCUCGUCCGGAUAUUGAAAGACAUGGGAGCGAUUGUCAUCGGUAAGACAAACCUUUGCCAAAGCAUCAUGUGGGCUGAAACCGAAAAUCCACUCUGGGGCUUAACAACGAAUCCCCGAAACCCGGCCUUCACACCAGGCGGCUCAACCGGGGGUGAGGGCCCGCUCCUCGCCUUGCACGGCUCUCUUCUGGGCUUUGGUACCGAUAUUGGAGGCAGCAUUCGUAUUCCACAGGCCGUCGCGGGCUUAUACGGCCUCAAGCCCAGUAGUAGCCGGUUUCCGUACAAUGGCGUCCCCGUCUCCACUGAAGGCCAGGAACAUAUCCCUUCAUCCGUCGGUCCCAUGGCGCGAGAUCUUGCAUCCAUCUGCUACAUCACACAGCUCGUAGCAAACGCACGACCCUGGGACUUAGAUCCCCGUUGUACACCUCUCCCCUGGAACGAAUUGACCUUCCGGGAGAUCCAGCAACGUCCGAUGGUCAUCGGUUUCAUCCUCGACGACGGUGUUGUGAAGGUGCAUCCACCUAUCGCUCGAGCCCUGCAGGAACUUUCCGCCGCAUUGAAAGCACAGGGUCACGAAAUCCUUAUCUGGGAUACAUCUGACCAUGCGGCAUGUAUCGAACUGAUGGACCUAUACUACACCGUUGACGGUGGCGAGGAUAUUCGUCGUGACAUGGCUGUGGCAGGCGAACCGUAUAUUCCUCACGUUGAGGCGUUGGUUAAUCGUGGACAGCCGAUGUCAGUAUAUGAAUACUGGCAGUUAAAUAAGCGCAAAGCGGCCGCGCAUAAGAAAUAUCUCGACAAGUGGAAUGCGGUCCGGUCUCCCUCUGGAAAGCCGGUGGAUGUGUUGCUGGCUCCAACGCUGCCACAUACAAGUGUUCCACACCGAAAAUUCCGCUGGGUUGGAUAUACGAAGAUCUGGAACUUCCUCGACUAUCCGGCUUUGACGUUCCCAGUGGAUCGGGUGAGAGCCGAUCGAGAUCAGGUGCCCGCAGAACCGUAUACUCCUAGAAAUCCUCUGGAUGAGUGGAAUUGGGGUCUCUACGAUGUGGACCAGGUAGAUGGGUACCCAGUCAACCUGCAGAUCAUCGGGAAGAAACUUGACGAGGAGAAGGUGCUAGGGGCUGCAACUGUUAUCGAGAAGAUUUGGAAGAAUCAGGUCUAG
Messenger RNA from Penicillium argentinense, 1641 nucleotides. RefSeq names its product Amidase. NCBI's taxonomy places the organism in Eukaryota, Fungi, Ascomycota, Eurotiomycetes, Eurotiales, Aspergillaceae. The record is from RefSeq and is a predicted model, not a curated record. The transcript has 5 exons. Bases 1 to 1641 code for a protein of 546 amino acids.